Molecule: messenger RNA, 3208 nt
Organism: Geodia barretti
Lineage: Eukaryota; Metazoa; Porifera; Demospongiae; Tetractinellida; Geodiidae
Source: the annotation of a GenBank genome assembly
AGGUUCGUCUGGAGUCUGUUCUGCCGAAGCGGCCUGGCCGCAUUCUGUAUUGUACCACUGGCAUCCUCCUCAUGAAACUGAGGAAUAAUCCUUUUCUGAAAGGUGUUAGUCAUGUGAUCGUGGACGAGGUACACGAGAGGGACAUCAACUCUGACUUCCUCCUCAUCCUACUGCGCGAGAUCGUGAGAGCUGGCGUGGGUACAAAGGUCGUCCUCAUGUCUGCCUCCGUCGAGGCACAACUUUACGUCAAGUAUUUCAUGGACAGGAGGGCGGGCAUCACGGAGGUUCCCUGUGUAAACGUCGAGGGACACUGUUACCCGGUGACGGAGAUGUACCUGGACAAGAUCUGCAAUCUGAUUGGUUGGCGUGGAAUGACGACGGAGGACCAGGGCCUCCCUGGAACGGACCAUGAACUGGUCACCAGUCUCCUUGUCUACCUCGCCAGGACUCAGCCGGAGGGAGCCAUUCUGGUGUUUCUUCCAGGAUGGGAUGACAUCAUGUCAGUCACUGACCUUCUGAACCACAGAUUCAGAAAUGAGAGCCGGCGUUACCUGAUAUUGCCGCUUCACUCCAUGCUGUCCUCUCGCGACCAGCAGUCAGUGUUUAAUGUUCCUCCUCCGGGAGUGAGGAAGAUGAUCCUGGCCACCAACAUAGCCGAAUCGUCUGUCACCAUUGACGAUGUCGUUUACGUCGUCAACACUGGCACGGUGAAGGUCAAGACCUUUGACCUCACCAAGAAGAUUACACAUCUCUCAACCGAGUGGUCCAGUAAAGCCAGCGUCAUCCAGCGUAGAGGUCGCGCAGGUCGCUGCCAGCCAGGCCACGCCUACAACCUCUUCACCAAGGAACAGUUCGCCUCGAUGGAUGAUUACCAAGUGCCGGAGAUGCAGCGAACACCACUAGAAGAUCUCGUCCUGCAAGCCAAGUUGCUGAAUCCCUGGCACAAAGUGGCCAACUUUCUGUCUCGGGCUCUCAACCCACCCAGAGCUUCAGCGGUCGGUAGUGCUGUGGAUGUGUUGAAUGAUCUUGGAGCCCUUGACGAUGCUGAGAGUCUUACUCCAAUGGGGAAGGUGCUGGCUGAGCUCCCCAUAGAGCCAGUGAUAGGGAGACUAGUGUUGCUGGGAGCCGUCCUGGGGGCCUUAGACCCAAUUCUCACCAUCGCAGCUAGUAUGGGUCACAGAGAUCCUUUCGUCAAUCCACCCACUAAACGACAGCAGGCUGACGAGGUCCGUUCGGUGAUGGCGGGGGGUUGCUAUAGCGACCAUCUCCUGGUGAUCAAGGCCUACGAGAAGUGGCAGGAGGCAAAGAGGGAGGGAACUGAGGCCACGUUUGUGAGGGACAACUUUCUUCACCGAGGGACUCUUCACAUGAUAGAAGGUCUGCGAGGGCAGUUCAGAAGGCACCUGGAAGAUCUCGGUCUGACGGAAUUCAACCAAUACAACGUGUUCUCCAGCAGCGAGCCGAUGGUGCGAGCCGUACUGACUGCCGGGCUGGACCGGAACGUGAUGAAGAUGGCAAAGAUGUUGGAGAGUGGAGGAUAUCGUAGUUCCACCAGUCAGACUCAGAGGAAGAGGGUUCGGACUGGGUUUAAGACCAUUCAAGAUGGUCGGGUGUUCAUCCAUCCUUCUUCCGUCAACUCGGAGAAGAAUUUCCCGUCCAACUGGUUUGUCUACUACGAGAAGGUGGGCGUGGCACGUGGGAGGAGGCAGGGGGUGGAGCUCACCCUUCCUCCCCUCUGUGGUGCCAUGGCAACCACAGAAUGAUAAACAAACCCCUCGAAAAUAGUAUUUUGAGGAGACAAGAAACGAGAAAGCUGCCGUGAGAGGGGAGGAAGGCUGUUGCUAGGGGGUGUGGCAAGUGGGUGUGGUUAGUAAAAUAGGUGAUUUUAAUUUUCACGUUAACCCCUUUGUGCCGCAGGUGAAGACCAGUAAGGUGUUUAUUCGAGACUGCACCCUCAUUAGCCCUCUAACAUUACUGCUGUUUGCCGGCCGAUCUCUGGACGUCAUUAGUGAAGGUCUGCUUCUUUUUUUACUUUGUGUGUGUGUCUGCUGCGUGUGUGCAUGCGUGUGUGUGCGUGCAUUUGAAAAUACUUAGCAAACUGCAUCCUCGCACCCGUAAAAAAAAUAGAUUUAGCGUUUGAUGCUAUGUUGAUUUGUUUUGAACCAAUAGAGCAACAAAUUAAAUGUAUGUGUAGCCUUAUGUCCAUUUGAGACUGAGUGUCCUAAUAGAUGAUUAAUGGAUGACUGGUUUUUCCGCAUUGUAAUAGUAACCAUAUAGUCGGGGAUUGCUGCACAUUGGUAUGCAAGCAAAAAUACCCUUUUUUAUAAACUUAUAAUGAAGACUUUUAGUUGGACAUUGAGUCCAUGAUAUCUAUGUACAGUACAAUCCCGAGGGUCCUUGCGUUGUAGUGUUCUGGGCGCAGAGAGGAACUCCUCCAAAGUGUUCUUUAUUCAGUGGUUCAAGACGUAUAGUGUGUCUGUAACUGUCUUCAGAUGGAGGUAAGGUGGUGAUAGGCCUGGACGGUAAGAACUGGUUUUCAUUUGAGACGUCAGCCAACCUGGGAGACCUCCUGAGGUGUGGGAGAAGGGGAGUGGAGGAAGUCAUCUCUGGCGGACUCACAGGCAGGCUGGGCAGUCUCUCUCCUUCUCAAAGAGCAUUUCUUACUUCACUAAACUCUUUCCUACUCGCCAAUACCAGCCUUACCGACUCCUGAUGUAUUGCGCAACACUUUUCACAAAACGUGUUUCCAUGCAUAUCAUCAUAACAUUGAAUGCCUGAUGUGUUUUCAACUCUUACCAUGAAUAAAACAUUGAAUGGUCAUUGAACGACUGCGUAGUUCCCUCAACUCCCUGUCUCAUGCAGUAUCUAAAUGACUGCUCACUGCUUAUAUUAUAUAUACCUCCCUCAUCUAUAAUCUUCAUAUUAGACCCCUUGCCAUGACUCAUCUCAUAUCACCAGUACAAACUUACGUGUCAAUAUGACUCUUUAUACAUACCUAUAUACCUCCCUCAACUAUUGCAACACUUAAACUCAUUACUUACCCAUUGUCUGCAUUUUGUAUGUUCAUAAUUAUAAUAAUAUAGACGUGCCAGGGAAAGCUAGCUUGUGAGUGUUACUACACUGCAGUAUGUAGGUGUGUCAAUCAAAUUGAGGAAAAUUAAGAAACACAUACGAUGGCAUAGCUUUUUGUAGUGAUCACAUUACUCUA